Messenger RNA from Corticium candelabrum, 2461 nucleotides. RefSeq names its product centromere protein C-like. NCBI's taxonomy places the organism in Eukaryota, Metazoa, Porifera, Homoscleromorpha, Homosclerophorida, Plakinidae. Gene Ontology annotation, biological process: kinetochore assembly; spindle attachment to meiosis I kinetochore; attachment of mitotic spindle microtubules to kinetochore. The record is from RefSeq and is a predicted model, not a curated record. Gene Ontology annotation, molecular function: centromeric DNA binding. Gene Ontology annotation, cellular component: kinetochore. The transcript is spliced from 8 exons. The annotation marks the transcript as partial.
ACAAGGCAGUACUACCAAGCAGAGUCAAGCAGCAGCCAAACAGCAAGACACAAAUGAGAAACAGCAAUCACAAACCAUCGAUAUACAGAUUGACGAAGCAAGUAGAGAGAAAGAGAUGGAGGGGGACAUGUUAGCUGAUCAGUCUAAGAUGACUAAAGGAAGUGAAGUCAACAAUGGGAUGUUUUUGACUCUCACUCGUCAUGUUGAAGAAUCAGAGAGUGGGGAAGCAGAUGGACAACUUACUUCAUCAUCAAACACUUAUGAGGUUGUCGGUCAUGUUGUAUCAUCAGGUGCUGAGAGCAGUGGGAUUGAUUCUGACGAGAGUGGUCAGAUGUUUUUGAGUUCUCGAAAAACUAGAAGGAGGAUUGUCACAGCAAUAGUUGAUGAAGCUACUGCCUCCGAGCCAAUGCAAAGACACAAGUCAGCAAUUGGCAAGGAUGAUAUAUCAAGUAUUCAACAGAAAAAUACGACAGUCGCAAGACACACUCGUCGUAAAAACGUCACUAGAAAAGUAAAUGUGACCAGUACAUCGUCUAAUGGUGAUGGGGAAAGUAGUGAAAAUGCAAUAACAAACAGGGUUGAUUAUUGUACGACAUCUAGUGACAUCAGUAGUCCUGUACAACUUCGGAAGCAUCAAGAUGAUAGUUCUGCAGCAUUGUCAUCCCUGGUGCAUUCAGCUGUGUCUCGUAAAGUGUCUGCAAAAGUCUCUGAUAGGAAGAAAAGGACAACUAGAAAAUCAGUUGUAGUAAGUAUUGACAAUGCAAUCGACAGCAGUGAUGCUGAUGAUUUUAUACCAGACAAGGGCAGUCAAACAUUAGAGAAAACUAAAUCAUUGAGACGACUCAGAACAUCGCAGAGCAGUGGGGAGAAAAAUGGAGAUAUUGAUGCUAACAAUGAUUUACAAGUGAAAACUACGGCAAUAAGCAAACAUAGAAAACAAGUUGUAUCUCGCGUAGAGAAAGCGACUAGAAAAACUGGACAGAAGAAAGCUGCAUCAAAGCAAGUGAAAGCUGCUGACUCUAUAGCUGGUAGCUUUAGUAGAAGUGAAGGUAACAGAAGUAUACAACAAAAAAGAACGAAAAGGGCGUCAGUUUUACCUCCCUCAUUGCAGAAGACACAAAGUAAGAGAGAGAUGGACAGUCAAAGUAGAAAACGGAAAAGCAGCAGGGAAGUUAUGUCACCAAAGAAGAAAGAGGCUAGUUCUCAAGACAAUGACUCUGAUAUUGCAGUGGAGACUAGAGCAGAUUCUGAUUCGUCUUUCACUGAUGUGCAGCAAAGUGAGGUGCAUCAGACUCAAGCGGGUCGAAAGACUCGGAAGCAGAUUUUGGAGUCAUCUUCAGAAUCAGAUUUACUGGAAAGUAAAGAAGUAGAGGAGGAGGUAGUGCCUGAAUCGAAGAAGAAGAUACAAAGCAGAAAGAGGAAAAUGAGUGUUGGUAGGAAGAUCACUGCACGAGGUGAAUUCCAAACGGUUGGGAAGAAAAGAACAGGUGAUCGAUUGACAGCAUCACAUGAAGUGAGAGUGGGACAGUCUGGUCUGGGAGUGACACCAAUGGUAGGGAAAGGUAUUCGUCGCAGCAACCGAAAUCGUGUACAACCGCUUCGCUAUUGGAAGUUGGAGCAAGCCAUAUACAAAGUUACAGAGUUCGGUUUGCAGUUUGAUGGAGUUUCACAGCCAGUCAACCCAACUCCUCGUCUACCAAAAGCAAAACAACGUGUAAGGGCUAAAGCUCAAGCUAUCAAACGUCUACCUCAUACAACAGAGUGUAGUGUGGUUGAUGAAAGUGAAGAGGAGGAGGAGGAAGAGGAAGACUUAAUGUCUCGUUUGAAAGAGUAUGGAGUUGUGGGUCUGGAAGUGACAACUGCUUCUGUAAUAGCAUCGGAUGGGAAUAUCAGAGACAUGGAUGUGCUUCGACACAGUGAAGGGCUUGACAUGCGUUCUCCUUUUGGCGAUGUCGCUUCUACUAAUGAUGACAUGAUUCUUGCUAGACCUUUCAACUACAGCUCGUUUUCUUCAGGUGUGGUGAUCAUCAGACCUGGUGGUGAGAAGGAAAGCAGCGUGGUACGCAAGUCAACUUUGGUUUUUCACAUCAUGACCGGUGAGUUGAUAGUACAGAUACACGGUACUGUCUUUUAUGCUAAGAAAGGCACCAGUUUCAUUGUACCCAUUGGUAAUUCCUAUUCUCUGAAGAACAUUGGACAGAAAGAUGUUAAAUUGUACUUUGUUCAUGUCAAACAUGCUGCUCCAGUUGACGUUUGUUAAUCGGUAUUGGCAUUUAACUAUCGGCAGUCGUUCUACCAAACACUUUUCUUCUGUAGUAAAGCUAACUUACUUAUUUGCUUUCUUAUCAUCACCAAUUGUAGCUGUCUAGUUGCAGCAUUCAUGUGACUGGAUAGGCGGUACGGUACGCGCACGACGUUGUAAAUUAUUUAGUUGUGUACUGUCAGUGUGUUUGUUAAUUUA